AUGACCGGCUACAGCUCACUUCUGGUCAACUACCUAAUUCUUAUCCCUGAUUUGGCGCUGUGCCAGUCAGUCACGUACGGCCAUAAUGUGAUUAGGCCACCCACCGCCUGGCCAUCCCAACAGUCCCAACAGUCCAACAGUCCCAACAGUCCAACAGUCCAACAGUCCCAACAGUUCCAACAGUCCCAACAGUCCAACAGUCCCAACAGUUCCAACAGUCCCAACAGUCCCAACAGUCCCAACAGUCCAACAGUCCAACAGUCCCAACAGUCCCAACAGUCCCAACAGUCCCAACAGUCCAACAGUCCAACAGUCCAACAGUCCCAACAGUCCCAACAGUCCCAACAGUCCCAACAGUCCCAAAAUGGGAGCGCGGGCUGGGCAGAUGAGGCUGACAGUAGCAGAGGAAGAGGAGAGGCCUCCAGAGACUUUGCUAAGCUGUAUGAACUGGAUAAUGACCCCAAGAGGAAGGAGUUUUUGGAUGACCUCUUCACCUUCAUGCAGAAAAGAGGAACUCCAGUCAAUCGCAUCCCCAUUAUGGCCAAGCAGGUCCUGGAUCUGUAUAUGCUGUACAAGCUGGUGACGGAGAAGGGAGGCCUGGUGGAGGUUAUCAACAAAAAGAUCUGGAGAGAAAUCACUAAGGGACUCAACCUGCCUACCUCCAUCACCAGUGCAGCUUUCACUCUGCGCACACAGUACAUGAAAUACCUGUACCCGUUCGAGUGCGAGAGGAAAGGCCUCAGCUCCCCAGGUGAGCUCCAGGCUGCCAUCGACAGUAACCGACGAGAGGGUCGUCGUCCGAGCUACAGCAGCAGCCUCUUCCGCUUCUCUCCCUCUCCCAGCACAGCUCCACACAUCCUCUCCCCUCCCAAGAUUCACCUCUCAGCUCUGGCUGCGGGGGCCCUCAACGGCCUGCAGGUCUCACCAGGGUCCUCUCUGAAGAAAGACGACCUGACCACCUCCAUCCUGGCAGGGAGACCCUCCAUGGCACUGGCCCUGGGUCACCACCAGGUUGCCGGUUUGGCACGAGCCGCUACGCUGGAGCAGCUGAGGGAGAAGCUGGAGACCGGAGGAGAGGGGCCAGAGAGGAAGAUGGCCCGCAUGGCGGAAGAGCAGCAGCGCCUGAUGCAGCAGGCUUUCCAACACAACCUGCUGGCCAUGGCUUCCCAGAUGCCCAUGAACCUGCGCCCGGGAAACCCCACCAUCACCACCAGAGAAGAGAAGCAGCAGGACAUGUCUCUGAGCAUCUCGACCAAUGGAAACGCCAGCAUCACCGUCUCAGUGGAAGUCAACGGAACAAUCUACUCAGGAACCCUGUUUGCCCAGAGGUCUGGGGGGGCCCCGGGGCCCGUUAUGUCGGCUUCUGCUGUUUCAGCCUCCCCCGCUGGAACCAGCACUAGCUUUGGCUUCUCGGCACCCAUGGCUCAGACCCUCAGCCCCGCGUCCUCCUCCUCCUCCAAGGGUCCCAGCUCGGCCGAGCCGGCCCCCAGCGGGUCGCCCUAACUCAGGCCGGCCCUUUGUACCUGCUCCCCAGGCCUCUCUUCCACCGGGAGGCCCUGCAAGAAUAUUCAGUACAAUGAGAAACCGCUAAGAAUACCAAACUGUUGCACAACAAAUACCUCAUCAACCCUGUCGACCUCUUGGCUGUCCAAUCAUGAACACAGAGCCCGAGAAUAUUAUAUGACAGCACGUGCCCACAACGCACAGCUAUGCAUUUUAUUCAACACACAAUCACAUACACGCACUACACUACAAACACACACACAAUGAUACGUAUACACACAUCUACACACUUGUUAAUCCUAAUGUACAUGCUAAACACAAUCAGCUCAGCCAAAACCCACUGACAGGUGUCGUCACAACUGAACUUGAAAAGUUUUAUCUUAGGACAUUUUUGUUUGUUUGUUGCCAUUUUGUUGUCUUUUUGAUUUUGUGUUUUUAGAAUGAUUUUUGUUUUUAGUUUUUCUCUUUUUACAUACCUCAAAUCAAGUAACCUGCAGUGGUGUCGUUACCUCAGGAGCUGUAGUAUAUUUAACCUGAAUCAACUUUAUUUUUAUAUUCUUUUUGACCUAGUUGCAAUCAGGGGAAGUCGGGUAACUCACCACAGGAACCUCAUGUACAGAGCAGCCACCUCACAGUGACGGGCCUCCGACCCGGGCCGCUCGGGUCUCUUCAACAACACUGUAGACUCCUGCUGAGCUCAAACGAGCAAAGGAUCAGAUGCUGUAGAUCAGCACAUUAAAUACACAUUUCAUACCUCCGCCCUCGGUUCAGAUCAUGUUAAAGUCCACGAGUGAUUUCACCAAACUAUAAACUCUCACUAGCAACGCAGUGGAUUUUAAAAUCCACCUAAAAUCCAACUUAUUGCAGAUCCGCACAAACUGUCUUUAAACGUGUAGCGCACAAAGUGGGGGAACAAUAACUCUAAUCCAGCAGAGCUCGUUUCUCCACCCGGCUCCUGCCUGUGUGACAGAAGUAAUACACAAUCAGGUUUGAGUUUGUUGACCCCUCCCCCCCUUCGAUUUGUUUGUGCAUCCUUCCUCCAGCCACAAGAGCUGCAUGUCAAUCCGACAAUGCGUGGUUCUCCGACGUCUCUCUCAGGAAGCAAUGUGACAACUGCAAGGAAUCGCUGUUCAUUUAAAGAAAAGGGAUUCAUACCUGAAGAAUGCACAAGUCUACGUGACUGUUCAAGAAUACCUCAUGAGACUCUCUCAAAAGGAGAGCUACACUACAUACCUCAUACCGGCUGCGAAGCCAUCAAGACUUGUCGCCACAGCCCGUGAUGGAAAUCCUACCUGAACUGAAGCUGACGUGAACGUACUGACACACCGCUGGUGGUUUUUGGGGACAAACAGAACUGGGAGGGGCUCUCGCUCUCCUCCUGUGUUCACUUAUAUAACUUGUUUUAUGCUUGCUUCUGUUUCCUUUAUUUUCUUUUGGUUCCUCAAGUUGUUGUCCGAGAAGAGUGAUAUAUCUGCAUUCAGGGAAGAGGAAGAGAAUAGUUAGUUCCUCACUGACACGUGUAGAUUUGUAGGAUUGUCAACCGGUUUCAAGGUCGCAGGGGUCAAAACAAUGAGAAACAAUCGACCGUGUUAACCUUAAAUUUGACUGCGAACACUUAAAUCGUAAUCAACGUGUCCUUUUUCACGACAGCGGCAAAAUGAUAUGCAUGUGUACAAUCAUGACCAGUGUUUUAACAGCUUAAUCUUCUGGUUCACGUUAGCCUCUGGUUAUUGCACAGCUAGAUACCAAAGACUAGCCGAGUCGCUCCUCUUGGUUGAUCCCUCGUACAAUCCUGCCCACCGCUGCGGCGCCGCACAGCAAGGCAAAGAGAAGGUCGCGUCUCAUUUAAUCUGAUUUUGAGUUUUUAUCCUAAAGCAAGUGAAAAUAUCUUUAAGUGAGGAAGUAAAUGCACAUCUUACGGCAUGAGUUGAAUAUAUGAAAUAUGAAAACAAUAAGAAGUAAGACUCAAAAUCUGAUGACUUGUACGGACGUUGUUGUAAGUUCUGUUAUGCAGAACAGUGCUGAGGCUUUCCUGUGCGAUCUGCUUAAUUUAAUCCUUUACAUUUACGGGCUCUUGCUUUUGAACCCAGUGUGGCCCCUUUAUUCAAACACCCCCUCCCUGAUGAUCCACAAACAGCUGGAUUACCCCCCAACUGUAAGGUAUUUUUCUACCUUUUUUAAAGUAAUACCACAAAGGAUGAAAAACAAAUGUUCCAGCUGUAUGUGUUGAAUGUGAAGCAUUUGAAGUGUUUAGAAACCUCUGAGCCCGGAGCGAUCUGAGGUGGGCAGCCUUGUUGCUUUCAUUAGACUGUAUGUUACUCAGUACCCGUCAGGUUUUGCAGUGCAGAUCACAGUUGAGGGUUUGAGGACGGUGCCGGAGGUCCUGCAGGUGUCCCCUUCAGAUCCCCGUAUGACACAGAACUGUAUUUUAUAAAGAGAAACUGUAGAUGCUGCCUUAAAGUAGUUGCCGGUGAGAUCUGUGCAGUUUUCUACUCGGCUGGCUGCAAAAUGUCUUUCUCUUCAAGCUUAAUCCUUUGGAGAAUAUUCACUUUUUAUUUCUUUGCUAAACAAUUCAAUCACAUGUUAGACGCCAGUUGUCAUUCAUGCCGUUGGCAACAACUGAGUUUUGCUAUUUAUUUGCGUUUUUGUUUUUUUUCGUCCUGGUGAAGCUUGUUUUUAGUAACGAGUUUAAUCCUUUAGGCUGCUUUACUGAAACAUUUAUUUUUUCCAGGCUCUGUUUCAUCUGCCUAGUCUAAGCAUUGACCGUUUGAUAGUGUAGCUUCACUGCCUUUGAAUGCAUGUGUGUGAAUGUGCAAGCUGGUUCAGUAUGUGGCAUGUGGACAACCCCACGUACGUACACUUGUAAUACUCUUAGGGAGACUGGCGGUGGCGCCACUGCCACGUCGAUUAUAUCACAGGGAGAUUAAUGACGUUUUUAACUUAAAAGGUGAAGUUCUCUGCAACAGUAGCCUCCUUUACAUCCACGCAGUUAUCAUCCUGUUCUCUGAGGAGCUGCCCGUUACACCCACAGUCAUACUUCUGCUGUUGAAUGGCACUUUGCUGUUCGUUUAGGGAGAGGAGAGUUUCCAGGGUUCGUCUUUAUCUUCUCUGAUCGCUGGCCUUCACAUCAGCAGCCCUCCUGUCACCUCACGAACCUCCAAGCUCUUGUCACCUGAUUUGCUGUGUGGAUGAUGUUGUGUGUGUGUGUGUGUGUGUGUGUGUGCGUGUGUGUGUGUGUGUGUGCGUGCGUGUGUGCGUGUGUGUGUGCGUCUAUUAGAGACCGCCCCUACCUCGUCAUACCACAAUACCUCAGGGCAGUGGGCUGCAGUCACUGCUGCGUUCGAUAUUGAAGCUGUGAGGGACGAGUACUGACGGACGCUGCGCCGAAUGCAACGUUGAUUUUGGUUUUGCAUUUUUAGGAUUUGUGUCGUCAGUAACUGUCGGCGAGGUCUCGUCACUCAGGAAGCUGUGAAGUUGGAAGUCUGCAGAACCUUUUGUCUCUCAGAUGAUUUUGGAGUUGAUUCAGUUUUAAAUUGUUUAAAAACUAACCUGAUCUGUGUAAAAACAGGCGCAUAUGCAAGUGGUUAUCGAAUACCUCAUUUAUCAAUUUUAUGUUGUUGUUUUUGGCUUGUACAAUGCUCCGUAUAUUAAUUCAACUGUGGGGUUUGUGCAUAUUUUUGUACUGUUAUUAUUAUUAUGGACAUGGUAAUAAUGAUAUUACUGAUAUUAUAGUUUUCUCUUUGAUUAAAGCAAACAAAAAAAUAGGACAAAACACAUGAAUGCUUGUAAAAACUGGUUUGUGCUGAUUGUAUUUAAGAGGAGCACUUUUCCAAAGUGGUUUUCACACAUUCAGUUUUGUUCAUAUUAGUAAUAUAAAGAUAUGGUUCUCAGGGCUUUAAACUUGUAUGUCAUGAUAAAGUUUUACUUUAUAUCUUA
Cottoperca gobio is the source of this 5439-nucleotide messenger RNA. RefSeq names its product AT-rich interactive domain-containing protein 3B-like. Gene Ontology annotation, biological process: regulation of transcription by RNA polymerase II. The transcript is spliced from 9 exons. Gene Ontology annotation, molecular function: DNA binding. The record is from RefSeq and is a predicted model, not a curated record. Lineage: Eukaryota; Metazoa; Chordata; Actinopteri; Perciformes; Bovichtidae. Gene Ontology annotation, cellular component: nucleus. The coding region runs from base 1 to 1503 and encodes 500 amino acids.